GUGUGAUUCUUAUUGAUGAACCCCUGAUUGAUUCGGAAUUUUCGAUGAAACAAUGAAUCGAAGAAUUGAAACAAUGCACUGACAAUGAUACACAAUUUCGUGUCCGAAGUAUUUACAGUGGGUUUCUUUGCUUAUUGUCUGAACUGUUAUUAUGAUUUAAAAAAAAAAAAACGAUGUUCGACCCGCAGCCAGUCGGUUGCGAUAUUAAGCAAAUAACCCACAAGUAGGAAGCUCAACGUUUGUUUCCGUCAAAACUAUUUUUGAGAAUUCAUACAUCUGAAAUACCGCAGUAUCGUAAUCGAACAACAACACACAAGCUAUAUCAAGCUCAAGAUUAAUAGGCUCAUCGAAAAAUGAUGCAUUCGCGUCUAAAUGUACCACUGUCACAAGAAAACCCGUUGUGGUUAUCUUGGCAUGAUUCAGCAUGGAUUGCCGUCCUGAAUCCAACCAAUGUCAUGGAUUAUUUCAUGGAGAAAUCAAAUCCAUUCUAUGAUCGUACGUGCAACAAUGAAAUUGUAAAAAUGCAACGUCAAAGCUUUGAACAUUUAAACAAUAUGGUUGGAGUGGAAUAUAUUUUAUUGCAUGUUCAAGAUCCAAUUUUGUAUGUGAUACGAAAGCAGCAUCGUCAUUCACCAAAAGAAGCAACUCCAAUGGCUGACUACUACAUAAUUGCUGGAAUUAUUUACCAAGCACCCGAUUUAUCUAGUGUAUUCAAUUCUCGAUUGCUAUCGACUGUGCAUCACUUACAAACUGCAUUCGAAGAGGCGAGCUCAUAUUCACGUUACCACCCAAACAAAGGCUAUACAUGGGAUUUUGCGAGUAACAAAGCCUUAACUGAUAAAUCAAAGGCGCAAAUGAAGAAAGAACCCGAAAAAGCAAAAGAAGAGCCAAGUUCGAUGUUCCAACGACAACGAGUCGAUAUGCUGUUGGGUGAACUUAUGCGAAAGUUUCCACUACCAAUGUUACCCAAUCCGAAUGCCCCGCCAACGGCAGCAUCCGACCAGCAACCACAACGACCUGAUUUAAAAGAAACAAAUCCAAAUAGCAUUGUCACAAACACAACAGCGAAUACCAAUGGCAAUAAUCAAAAUGGUGAAUUUAAACCGCCCGAAAAGCGAGCCAAAUGAAUAUCACUCAUAGUUUAUAAUUUUAUUUUCAAAUAUACGUCUUUUUUAUUUACCAAAAGAAAGA
This is a messenger RNA of Contarinia nasturtii (swede midge), 1191 nucleotides long. It is a transcript of the gene MED6, whose product is annotated as mediator of RNA polymerase II transcription subunit 6. Gene Ontology annotation, cellular component: core mediator complex; mediator complex. The coding region runs from base 354 to 1127 and encodes 257 amino acids. The record is from RefSeq and is a predicted model, not a curated record. The transcript has 5 exons. NCBI's taxonomy places the organism in Eukaryota, Metazoa, Arthropoda, Insecta, Diptera, Cecidomyiidae. Gene Ontology annotation, biological process: regulation of transcription by RNA polymerase II. Gene Ontology annotation, molecular function: transcription coactivator activity.